Messenger RNA from Carcharodon carcharias (great white shark), 1931 nucleotides. RefSeq names its product neuronal acetylcholine receptor subunit beta-4-like. The record is from RefSeq and is a predicted model, not a curated record. The transcript has 6 exons. Gene Ontology annotation, cellular component: postsynaptic membrane; synapse; neuron projection. Bases 135 to 1601 code for a protein of 488 amino acids. Gene Ontology annotation, molecular function: transmembrane signaling receptor activity; acetylcholine-gated monoatomic cation-selective channel activity. Gene Ontology annotation, biological process: regulation of membrane potential; signal transduction; chemical synaptic transmission. Lineage: Eukaryota; Metazoa; Chordata; Chondrichthyes; Lamniformes; Lamnidae.
CAGUCUCUCAUCUCUGCUAAAACCUUUUAUUUUGGCCUCUUUUACCAGCUCCUAGUCUGACCAGAGGUUGUUAGCUAUUAACCCUACAACAAACGUUGAUGAUUUGAAAGGCUCCGGUUCCGAAACAGAACAGCAUGCGGAGGUCUGCAGCGGAGAUGAGUUCAAUGCUGUACCUAUGCCUACUAACGGUUGCAACAAGAAGCCACAGUGCAGAGGUCGAGGAGAAGUUAAUGUCUUACCUCCUGAAUUCCGAGAGGUACAAUAGGUUGAUCCGUCCAGCCAUCAACAGCUCUGAGCUGGUCACUAUUGUCUUUCAGGUUUCACUGGCACAGCUCAUCAAUGUGAAUGAACGUGAACAGAUAAUGACAACAAACGUCUGGUUAAAACAGGAAUGGAAUGACUAUCGGCUGCGCUGGGACCCUGAACAGUAUGAAGGGAUUCGCAAGCUGAGGAUACAUGCCACCAAAAUCUGGCUCCCAGACAUCGUACUGUAUAACAAUGCUGAUGGGACCUACGAAGUCUCUCUGUACACUAACGCCAUUAUCUCCUUCAACGGGAGCAUCUACUGGUUGCCGCCUGCCAUCUAUAAGAGUGCCUGCAAGAUCGAAGUGAAGCAUUUCCCCUUUGAUCAGCAAAACUGCCCCAUGAAAUUCAGGUCAUGGACCUAUGACAACACUGAAAUUGACCUGAUCCCCAAAACUGAUGGCGCAAGCAUGGACGAUUUCACUCCUAGUGGAGAGUGGGACAUAGUGACACUCCCAGGGAGAAGGAAUACAAAUCCAUCGGACCCAAAUUAUGUUGAUGUGACAUAUGACUUCAUCAUUAGAAGGAAACCCCUCUUCUACACCAUCAACCUCAUCAUCCCAUGUAUUCUCAUAACCUCGCUGGCCAUUCUGGCAUUUUAUCUCCCAUCAGACUGCGGUGAGAAGAUGACUCUGUGUAUCUCCGUUCUAUUAGCGCUGACUGUAUUUCUCCUGUUGAUUUCCAAGAUUGUCCCUCCAACCUCCUUAGAUGUUCCAUUGAUUGGGAAGUAUCUCAUGUUCACCAUGGUGCUGGUGACAUUUUCUAUAGUGGCCAGUGUCUGUGUGCUCAACAUUCAUCAUCGUUCCCCCAGCACACACACCAUGCCCCAAUGGGUGAAGACCAUUUUCCUGAAUAGGCUACCUUCCCUCCUCUUUAUAAAGAGACCUCAAAACAAUUGGACUCGGCAAAAAUCACACCAAUGCAGGAAGAGCAAUCUCUGCAAUGCCCACAUGAGUCCAGAAGAGAGCAACAAGAACUCCGCCUUCUUUAUAAAUCCAGCAUCCUCCAAAGUUUACGACAUCAAUUUAAUAGAGGCACCUGAUGGCUUCAGCUGCCAUCAAGACACAAGGCUGAGAACAUCCACAAAAUACCCAACCGAAGUACAGGACGCUCUUGAUGGGGUGAGAUUCAUUGCGGACCACAUGAAGAGUGAAGAUGAAGAUCAAAGAGUGACUGAAGACUGGAAAUAUGUGGCCAUGGUGGUAGAUCGCUUGUUCCUCUGGAUUUUUAUUGUGGUUUGCGUUAUGGGGACAGUCGGACUGUUUGUACAACCAUUUUGUCAAUCACAGUACCAUUGAGCCCUGAUGGAUCUCUGCUAGUGUACACAAACUUUCAUUGUGCACAGAGCUUUUUAAACAUGGAUUGUUUUGUGCAAGCAAGAUGAACCGUCUAAAAGUGAUGUACAUGCUUCAGCUGUCCUCCAACAUGCCCUCCCUUUAUCUGAAAAAUGUCUGUACUACAUCAAGAAGCAUUAUUAUAUGAAUUGUAGCAUACCUUUGUCUUAUUUACCAACUUUUAUUAAACAUGAAAGGUUUUGGUUUGAUACAAAAUACUGUUAAAUUUACCUUUGUGAUUUUUUAAGUUUUGACAGCUGCACUGUUCUAAAUAAAUUGAAACACUGCAAAAAA